Messenger RNA from Mercenaria mercenaria, 3604 nucleotides. Its product is annotated as histone-lysine N-methyltransferase SETDB1-like. Gene Ontology annotation, cellular component: nucleus. Gene Ontology annotation, biological process: negative regulation of gene expression; heterochromatin organization. The transcript is spliced from 31 exons. Gene Ontology annotation, molecular function: DNA binding; histone H3K9 methyltransferase activity; protein binding. Bases 115 to 3594 code for a protein of 1159 amino acids. NCBI's taxonomy places the organism in Eukaryota, Metazoa, Mollusca, Bivalvia, Venerida, Veneridae. The record is from RefSeq and is a predicted model, not a curated record.
GUGAAAAUCACAACCGAACAUGGACACCGGUUUGCACAAAGAGAUAAAAAAAAUAAACAAAAAAUAAGAAAGGCAGGCAUGUGCAAAUCUGAAUGAGAACCAUACCACUUAAAAAUGGCUGACAAAGAGAUGAAAAGUUUCCAGUUCAGCUGUGAUAUAAACCUGGAUGAUAUAGUCGACUCCGCUAUUGCUGACCUGUGUGAUACCUCAGAAUGUGUCGAGGCACAGAAUUGGGAGACAGAGCUACAGAAGAUUCAAACUCAAGUAAAAACUGCAGAAAGAAAGCAGAAAGAAAUUAACAGAUUGUUUUCGGACUGUAUGUCACAGUUAGUGAGUUUCCGAGAUGCACUUGAAGAAGAGGAAAAGGAGGAUAUGAUAAAGCACGAAGCUGCAAAACUUGCUGCAGAUAAUGCUUUAAAACAACCACAUGAGAUCACUAUAGACGACACUGACGAUGAAGAUGAUGAUGAUGUACAGUUCAUACAGAAGACGUACGAUCCUCAAGUGGCAAUAAAACGUCAGGGAGAGGUCACACGAGUAUUUGCAGUGACUAAAAAAGAUCCAAAUGCAGGUUCCUCAGUAACAACAAGCCAGACAAGAGCUAAUCUGUCCACUGCUUUAUCAAAUGCGGGGAACCAACCACAGUCACAAUUACAGAAAGUGCGAGAGAAUUUUACGCGAUCGCUCCGUACCAUGAACAUUCCUGCAGUUUCUCAGUCAUCAUUAUCAUCAUCAUCCCAGUCAUCAUCAUCAGCUUUGCUGUCUAAUUUAGCGUACAGUAUGCAGCAAAACCAGCAGAUGACUAGCAGUCAUAUGGCGACAUUGAACCUUCUGCACCAGAAGAAGCAGACGCCAGGAUCGUACCAGUUGACCUCACAGCAGAACCAGGAGCGUAUGGAGAAACUUUUCCAAGAGGAUGUCAAUAAAAUAAAGCCAGGUAUGAUUGUGUUGAGUCGUCGUGCUGGUGACAUGUGGGAGAAGGGUACAAUUUCAGAGAUUUUUAGCAUCAACAGGCCUGUUGAUGAGAGAAAGUACAGAGUUAAGUUUGAUCAAAGGAAAGUAUCCAAGAUUGUCACCCCCAAGCAGGUGGCUUUUGUAGACAGUAUUAACAAACCGGUUACCGUGGGAACAAGAAUUAUAGCCCUGUAUAAAGAUGAGGACUCGGAUGAAGCUUUCUAUGCUGGUAUUGUUGCUGAAGCACCUAAUGGUAGAAAUGAACUCAGAUAUCUCGUAUUCUUUGAUGAUGGGUAUGCACAGUACUGCAGCUCAAGAGAAAUACACAAAGUAUUCUACCAAAGUAAGAAUGUGUGGGAUGAUAUCCAUCCAGACUCUCAAGAUUUUGUCAAAGAUUACCUUGCUCAGUAUCCAGAGAGACCCAUGGUACGUCUUCACAAGGGACAGACUGUGAAGACAGAAUGGAAGGGGAAAUGGUGGACAGCAAAGGUGGAUGAAGUAGAUGCUAGUCUCGUUCUAAUGUUCUUUCCAUAUGAUAAACGUAGUGAAUGGAUCUACAGGGGAUCGACAAGAUUAGAACCUCUUUAUACUGCCCUAGCAAAUGCAGAAGCCAACAGAAAUGCCGGUAAGAUGAAAAGACAUAAUUUGACAAUGGCCGGAGCCAAGAAACCUGUAGUGGAAUAUACAAGAAAUAACAGUUCAGAUAAUACCUCACCGGCAAAAGCAGAUAAGAAGAAAUCUGUAGCCAAAAAGAGUACAACACAAGGGUCUACACUUAACACAGGUCAGAUCUGGGAGGCUCCAUGGCUUAAAAUAAAGAAAGGAAGUGAAGACAAGAAACCUUCUCUCAAAGUCCAACCCCCAGAUAAGUUUACAACAUCUACUAUCAGCAGUAGUGGUAGUAACACUAGUAAAAGCAGUAAAGACAUGGCCACAGUGUUACAGGAACGACUGUCUACAUCAGAAGAUGCUGGAACUGUUGAUUUAGAGUCUCUGGGUACAAGGCUGGACCACAUUAUACCUGACAAAGAUAGAAUGCGCAAAAAGAUGGUGAAACAUAAAUGCAGCAGAAAAUGUUUGAACGAUGUAAAUGAUGAUGGGGAGAAAUUAAAGGGCAAUAAUCCACUACUUAUACCACUGUUUUUUGGAUGGGAAAGACAUGUAGCAAAGACCAAGCCUUAUGGAAGACGUGUAGUGUUUUAUCGUGCACCUUGCGGCCGACGUCUGCGGAAUCUUGAGGAAGUGGACGCAUUUCUCAAUCUAACAAACAGUGGUCUGUCCAUCGACAGCUUCUGUUGUGAUUCAGAACUUCAUGUUCAUCAUGAAUUUAUCCCAGUAAAGACUUUCUGUGACAUCAAAGAUAUAUCAUACGGCAAAGAGAAUGUGGUUAUAUCUUGUGUCAAUGGAAUAGAUCGUCAAUACCCUGAUUACGUAGACUAUUCAAACCAGCGUAUUCCUGCCUCGGGCGUCAAAUUGAACCUUGACCCCAAUUUCCUAGAAUGUUGCGACUGUGAGGACAAUUGUAGGGACCGUAAGAAGUGUCGGUGUCAGCAACUCACAGUGGAGACAUCAGCUGUCAUUAAUGGCGGGAAACCAAUUCCUGAUGCUGGGUACCAUCAUAGACGUCUUCCAGAACCUCUCCUGUCCGGGGUGUAUGAGUGCAAUUCAAGAUGUAAAUGUGACAAGAGAUGUCGUAAUAGAGUUGUUCAGAAUGGUCUUUCUAACAGACUUCAAGUGUUCAAGACCGAGAAAAGAGGUUGGGGUUUACGUUGCCUUGACGACAUUCCAAAGGGAGGCUUUAUCUGUAUCUACGCUGGCCAGUUGUUAACUGAUCAAGGUGCUAAUGAGGAUGGACAACAAUAUGGAGACGAAUAUCUGGCUGAAUUAGACUACAUAGAGGUUGUAGAGAGACAGAAGGAAGGCUAUGAAAGUGAUGUAGAAGAUAUAGAUGAAGGUAUAGGAGGAGUUGAUGAGGACUUUGAAAGUGAAGAAAGUGAAGAUGCUGGACAUGAAUCUGAUUCUGACGAGUCAUUUUCUGAUAAAAUAGUUCAUGGCCGUGAAGAGGAAACAGUGGCAGAAAAAUCACAUCAUACGAGACGGAAAAGUCGGCAAGAAUCAGAGAAGCAGAAUAAAGAUGAUAAAGGAACAAAAGCUAGCGGUUCUAAGUCACAGAGAUCAAGUAGAGAUACGUCAGUUGAAAAGGUCAUGAAGAAAAAACAGACAGCUCAGAAAAGUACAUCAGGUAGUUCGUUGAAGUCACCAGAGUCUACUGAUGUUGACUUGCCAGAUCUUGAUGAAACUGAGCAUCCAGUGAUAGAAAGUACAACAGAGAAGAAGAGAAGAACUGGAAGGUCUACGGCAGCCAGGUAUGGCCAGAUUAACCCUUCAAAGAAGGAUGGUAAAGAAAUUUCAGAAGACAAUGAUGACAGUUUUCAUGGACCAUCAACACGUGAUUUCUACCAAGACGAUCAGUCCUGCUACAUUAUGGAUGCCAAAUCAAUGGGUAACAUAGGACGAUACCUCAACCACAGCUGUUUCCCAAAUGCUUUUGUACAGAAUGUGUUUGCCGAUACUCAUGAUCUCAGAUUUCCUUGGAUCGCCUUCUUUGCUGGACAAUAUAUUAGUGCAGGGUCAAACUAACAUGGGACUA